GACAAACCUUUGGGUUCUUUGUGUCCCUGCUCUUCCAGAAGACCCGGGCAGGAGGACAGCUGAAGGCAUACUGCCUGGGCCCCAGACCAAGUUGGGGAAACUCAGAAAGACAGGGGAUUACGUGCUCCCUGCAGAAGGAAGGAAAAUAGAAAAGAAAAAGAAAAUGAAGAUUCCCAUGAUCACUGCUUUUCUUUUUCUCUAUGCAGGUAGGUUACAUAGAGUCAUUUGCAAAAAGAACUCAUGGCUGGGGACACACUUUGCUUUAAGACCUAAGAGAGGAAAAUAAAUGAGUUGACUUUCUUCCCCAUUUUCCCCAAUCUAGCGUACAUUUUUUUUUCCCAAAAACAUCAUAGACUAUUUUGUAUUAUAAUCUCUUUUUUCACUUAGCAUUCAACAACCGUCUUUCCAUAUUCAUAUAUUUCUGCAAUGGCACUUUGAACCACUGCUUAGCAACCUAUUAAUAAAGUGCUAAUAAUAACAGCUAACUCUUACUGAACAUUUACUGUGUGCCAGGCACUGCACUAUGCUCUUUAUUAGCAAUCUUCUUAAAACCUUCCCAACACCCGGGAGGCAGACUGUGUCCGUCCCCGCCGGCCGGGAGACUGUGGUUCGAGCCUCUCUCCCCCAUCCCCCACCCCGGUUUGGACACUCGGCGUGUGCACACCUGUUAGGUUCCUUUAUCAGCAUAAAUUCCUGGAAUUGUUGGGUCCAGCGUGUGCGGGAAGUUUGGGAUGACACGUCGCAAGGGGAAGGAAGAUUAUAUGGGGACUUUCUGGGGCCCUGGGAUCCCCUCCCUCUCCGGGUGCCCGCUGGGGCCUAGCUGAUCCCCACCCCCCAUCACCUCGGUUCACCCCUUCCCGCCCCGCCCCGCCCCCGCCGCGCCGCUGGACCUUGCCCGGGACCUGGCGAUCCCCGAGCUCGAAUCCCCGCCGGGCUGCCGGGCCCCACCCCUCUCCCCGGCCGGGAGCGGGGUAGGCAGCUGCCCAGGGACUGGCCGACAGACCGACCGACCGACGGCCCGACGGACGACGCCCGAUGGCCGCUCCUGGGGAGCCCUGCGCAGGCCCCGGGGUCUGGAACCAGACGGAGCCCGAGCCUGCGGCUGCCCACCUGCUGAACCUGUGCUUCCUGAAAACGGCAGGGGUCUGGGUGCCCCCCCUGUACCUCUGGGUCCUGGGCCCCAUCCACCUCCUCUACAUCCACCGCCAUGGCAAGGGCUACCUCCGGAUGUCCCCCCUCUUCAAGGCCAAAAUGGUGCUUGGCUUUGCCCUCAUAAUCCUCUGCACCUCCAGCGUGUCUGUGACUCUCUGGAGAAUCCAGCGGGGAACGCCCCAGGCCCCGGAAUUCCUCAUCCACCCCACCGUGUGGCUCACCACAAUGAGCCUCGCUGUGUUCCUGAUCCACACAGACAGGAAGAAGGGAGUCCAGGCAUCCGGGGUGCUGUUUGGGUACUGGCUGCUCUGCCUUCUCUUGCCAGCUACCAGCGCCACCCAGCAGGCCUUGCGAGGGGACUUCCAGAGCGACCCCUUCCGCCACCUGUCAACCUACCUGUGCUUGUCUCUGGUGGUGGCACAGUUUGCGCUGGCCUGCCUCGCUGAUCGACCCCCCUUCUUCCAUAAAGACCCCCAGCAGUCUAAUCCAUGUCCAGAGGCUGGGGCCUCCUUCCCCUCCAAGGCCACGUUCUGGUGGGUUUCUGGGCUGGUCUGGAGGGGCUUCAAGAAGCCGCUGGGACUAAGAGACCUCUGGACGCUUGGGAGAGAAAACUCCUCGGGACAACUUGUUUCCCAGCUCGAGAGAGAAUGGACAAGGACCCGCAGCGCGGCCCGGCGGCACACCAAGGCAGUAGCGUCUCAAAGGAGAGGAGGCCGUGGCCUGGAGGACCCCGAGACGGAGCCCUUCCUGCAGCGAGAAGGGAGCCAGAGGGGCCCCCUGCUGAGGGCCAUCUGGCGGGUGUUCCGCCCCACCUUCCUCCUGGGGACCCUCAGCCUGAUCAUCAGUGACGUCUUCAGGUUCGCUGUCCCCAAGCUCCUCAGCCUUUUUCUGGAAUUUAUCGGCGACCCCCACACCCCGGCCUGGAAGGGCUUUCUCCUUGCGGCACUGAUGUUCCUCUCCGCCUGCCUGCAAACGCUGUUCGAGCAGCAGUGCAUGUACAGACUCAAGAUACUGCAGAUGAGGCUGCGAACGGCCCUCACUGGCCUGGUGUACAGAAAGGUCCUGGCUCUGUCCAGCGGCUCCAGAAAGGCCAGCGCGGUGGGGGACGUGGUGAACCUGGUGUCCGUGGACGUGCAGCGGCUGACGGAGAGCGUCAUCUACCUGAACGGGCUGUGGCUGCCGCUUGUCUGGAUCGUUGUCUGCUUUGUCUACCUGUGGCAGCUUCUAGGACCCGCUGCCCUCACUGCCAUUGCUGUCUUCCUGAGCCUCCUCCCUCUGAACUUCUUCAUCAGCAAGAAGAGGAACCACCAUCAGGCAGAGCAGAUGAGGCGGAAGGACUCCCGGGCACGGCUCACUAGCUGCAUCCUCAGGCAUGUGAGGACAGUCAAGUCUCACGGCUGGGAGGGCGCCUUCCUGGAGAGAGUCCUGCGCAUCCGGGGCCAGGAGCUGGGCGCCUUGAGGACCUCCAGCCUCCUCUUCUCCGUGUCUCUGGUGUCCUUCCAAGUGUCCACGUUUCUGGUCGCGCUGGUUGUGUUUGCUGUCCACACUCUGUUGGCCGAGGAGAAUGCCAUGGAUGCCGAGAAAGCUUUUGUGACCCUCACAGUGCUCACCAUCCUCAACAAGGCCCAGGCUUUCCUGCCCUUUUCCAUCCACUGCGUGGUCCAGGCGAAGGUGUCUUUUGACCGUCUGGCAGCCUUCCUCUGCCUGGAAGAAGUUGACGCGGAGGCCGUGGACUCAAGUCCCUCCAGAUGCUCGUCCGGAGAGACCUGCAUCCGCGUGCACGAUGGCACCUUUGCGUGGUCUCAGGAAGGCCCGCCCUGCCUGCACAGGAUAAACCUCACGGUGCCCCAGGGCUGUCUGCUGGCCGUGGUGGGUCCCGUGGGGGCAGGGAAGUCCUCCCUGCUCUCUGCCCUCCUCGGGGAACUGUCAAAGCUGGAGGGGUCUGUGAGCAUCAAGGGUCCCGUGGCUUACGUGCCCCAGGAGGCCUGGGUCCAGAACAUGUCCGUGGUGGAGACCGUGUGCUUCAGGCAGGAGCUGGACCCGCCGUGGCUGGAGAGAGUCCUGGAGGCCUGCGCACUGUGGCCGGAUGUGGGCAGCUUCCCUGCAGGGCUCCACACCCAAAUUGGGGAGCAGGGCAUGCAUCUCUCUGGAGGCCAGAAGCAGCGGCUGAGCCUGGCCCGGGCCGUGUACCGGAAGGCCGCUGUGUACCUGCUGGAUGACCCCCUGGCAGCCCUGGAUGCCCACGUGGGCCAGCACGUCUUUGACCAGGUCAUCGGGCCCAGUGGGCUGCUCCAGGGGACGACACGCAUCCUCGUGACCCACGCGCUCCACGUCCUGCCCGAGGCCGACUGGAUCGUGGUGCUGGAAGACGGUGCCAUUGCAGAGAUGGGUUCCUACCAGGAGCUUCUGCGCAGAAAGGGGGCCCUGGUGUGCCUUCUGGAUCGAGCCAGACACCCAGGAGCUGGAGGAGAAGGAGAAACAGAGCCUGUGAGCGGUGGUGAGCAUCCCAGAGGCUCCCCUGGAGGCAGGAGGCCUGUGGGUGGACCAGAGAGGUCCAGGAAGUUAGUCCCUGAGAAGGACAGCACCAGCUCAGAGGCCCAGACGUGGGUUCCCCCAGAUACCCCUGAGGGGACAGGACGGCCAACAGGAGAGGACAGCGUGCGGUAUGGCAGGGUGAAGGCCGCCAUGUACCUGACCUACCUCCGGGCCGUGGGCACCCCACUCUGCCUCUACGCGCUUUUCCUCUUCCUCUGCCAGCAAGUGGCCUCCUUCUGCCGCGGCUACUGGCUGAGCCUGUGGGCGGACGACCCCACGGUGGACGGGCGGCAGACGCAGACGGCCCUGCGGGGCUGGGUCUUCGGGCUGCUGGGCUGUCUCCAAGCCAUCGGGCUGUUUGCCUCCAUGGCCACAGUGCUCCUGGGGGGCAUCCGGGCAUCCAGGCUGCUCUUCCAGAGGCUCCUGUGGGACGUGGCGCGGUCACCCAUCGGCUUCUUUGAGCAGACACCUGUGGGGAACCUGCUGGCCCGCUUCUCCAAGGAGACAGACAUAGUGGAUGUGGACAUCCCAGACAAAUUCCGGUCCUUGCUGGUUUACGCCUUCGGACUCCUGGAGGUCAGCCUGGUGGUGACGGUAGCGACCCCGGCGGCUGUUCUGGUCCUCCUGCCCCUGCUGCUCCUCUACGCCGGGUUUCAGAGCCUGUACGUGGCCACCUCGUGCCAGCUCAGACGCCUGGAGACGACCAGGCACGCAUUCGUGUGUUCCCACGUGGCCGAGACGUUCCAGGGCAGCGCGGUGGUCAGGGCCUUCCGGGCCCAGGGCCCCUUUGUGGCUCAGAACGACGCACACGUGGAUGAGACCCAGAGGGUCAGUUUCCCGCAGCUGGUGGCGGACAGGUGGCUCGCUGCCAACAUGGAGCUCCUGGGCAACGGGCUCGUGUUUGCAGCCGCCACGUGCGCUGUGCUGAGCAAGGGCCAUCUCAGCGCCGGCCUCGUGGGCUUCUCUGUCUCCACCGCCCUCCAGGUGACCCAGACGCUGCAGUGGGCUGUUCGAAGCUGGACAGACCUGGAGAACAGCAUCGUGUCGGUGGAGCGCAUGAAGGACUACGUCCGGACGCCCAAGGAGGCCCCCUGGAGGCUGCCGUCCUGCACCGCCCGGCCACCCUGGCCUCACGGCGGACAGAUCGAGUUCCGGAACUUUGGGCUGAGACAUCGACCUGAGCUCCCGCUGGCCGUGCGGGGCGUGUCCUUCAAGAUCCACGCGGGAGAGAAGGUGGGCAUCGUUGGCAGGACAGGGGCUGGAAAGUCCUCCCUGGCUGGGGGCCUGCUGCGGCUGGUGGAGGCAGCUGAGGGCGGGAUCUGGAUCGACGGGGUCCCCAUCACCUGCGUGGGGCUGCACACACUGCGGUCCAAGAUCACCAUCAUCCCCCAGGACCCCAUCCUGUUCCCCGGCUCUCUGCGGAUGAACCUCGACAUGCUGCACGAGCACACAGACGAAGCCAUCUGGGCCACCUUGGAGACGGUGCAGCUCCGAGCCUUGGUGGCCAGCCUGCCCGGCCAGCUGCAGUACGAGUGUGCGGACCAAGGCGACGACCUGAGUGUGGGCCAGAAACAGCUCCUGUGUCUGGCGCGCACCCUUCUCCGGAAAACCCAGAUCCUCAUUCUGGACGAGGCCACGGCCGCCGUGGACCCAGGGACGGAGCUCCAGAUGCAGGCGGCCCUGGGGAGCUGGUUUGCCCAGUGCACGGUACUGCUCAUCGCCCACCGCCUGCGCUCGGUCAUGGACUGCACCAGGGUGCUGGUCAUGGACAACGGGCAGGUGGCAGAGAGUGGCAGCCCAGCCCAGCUGCUGGCCCAGAAGGGCCUGUUUUACAGGCUGGCGCAGGAGUCAGGCCUGGUCUGAGCUGCGCUCCUCAACCCUCCUCCCACUGUGCCAACCUGGAGAGACUGCUCUGGAGAUGCGUGUGACUCGGGGGUCACCGGUGGCCCCACAGAGUCGAGUCUAGACCCCUCUCUGCUCUUUGGGAGGAAAAUAGCAGAGGAAGUGGCCAAGGAUCACAGAGCGAGGAGGACACAGCCACCCCCAGGUCGGCCUGACCAGACCUCAUCCAGCCCCGUCCACCCUGGAGCCAGAGUCGACAGCGGCUCUCAGCCCUGGCUGCCCACUGGGCUCACCUGGGGACCUCAGAGUCCUGCCAGUGCACAGGCUCCACCCCAGACGGAGGAAAUCAGAACCGCUGGGGCCGGGGCAGUGGUGUGUGUACUUUUCACAAAUGAACCCUUUUCCUUUGAGAUGAUUGUGGACUGACUAGCAGUUGUAAGAAAUAAUCCAGAGAGUUCCUGUGUACCCUUUAUCCGCUUCCCCCAAGAGGAACACCUUGAAAAAUGAUCGUACAGUAAUAACCAGGAUAUUGACACGGGUGCAACCCACCGACCUUG
Molecule: messenger RNA, 6086 nt
Organism: Equus quagga
Lineage: Eukaryota; Metazoa; Chordata; Mammalia; Perissodactyla; Equidae
Gene: ABCC6
Product: ATP binding cassette subfamily C member 6
Exons: 32
Coding region: 1036-5550 (1504 amino acids)
Biological process (GO): transmembrane transport
Cellular component (GO): membrane
Molecular function (GO): ATP binding; ATP hydrolysis activity; ABC-type transporter activity
Source: RefSeq, a predicted model, not a curated record